AUGUCGUCGAGCGACAAUGGGAGCUCGUUGUCAGAGCCGCGCGGAGAGGCCGAGCUGUACAGGGAUGCGUCGGUCGAUCGUCCCAAGGAGUGGUUCGACUGGGAGUCGCUCAACCUCGCAUGGUCUGAGCCCGAGCCGUAUCACGUCAUUACCAAGCUCGGAAGAGGCCACUUUGGCGAGGUCUUCUCUGCCAUUGAUGUCCGCAAGGAAGCCGCUCUUCGCAAGAAGUUUGCCUCGGCCGCUGGCUCGGCUGCUGGCUCGGGCCCGUCGGUCUCGGACAAGGUCGAGAGUGGGCGUAGCGCCAAGGGCAAGGGCGUGGACGAUGACGACGAGAACGAGAGUGCAGCGAGCACGGAGAAGGCCGGAGCGGGAGGUGCGGAAACACUUAGCCUGCCGGCAGAGGCAGAGGCCGAGCUGCUGACAAAGUCGACGGUGGUGAUCAAGGUGCUCAAGCCGGUCCAGUUGUCGAUCAUCAAGCGCGAGAUCAAGUUUCUCACCAACCUCCGGCGUGGGACAAACAUCAUCAAGCUGUUGGAUCUUGUGGAGAACCCGCUGACGGCGCAAAAGUCGCUCAUCUUUGAAUAUGUCGACACGCCCGACUUUAAGAAGAUGUACGCGGGCUUCUCCGACCACGAGGUCCGGUUUUACAUGUACCAGCUCCUCCUCGCCCUCGACUACACCCACUCCAAGGGUGUCAUCCACCGCGACAUCAAGCCGCACAAUGUGCUCAUUGAUCCAGUCCGCAAAACGCUCCGCCUCAUCGACUGGGGCCUCGCCGCCUUUUACAAUCCCGGCCAGCGGUUCCGCAAGUUCCCCGGAACCCGCGUGUUCAAGGCGCCCGAAAUGCUGAUGCAGUACUCAAGGUAUGACUAUGCCGUUGAUAUGUGGUCGUUUGGCGCCAUGAUGGCCGGCAUCGUCUUCAAGAAGCAUCCUGUCUUCAAGGGCCGCAAGGAGAACAUCAACGUUCUUGUCGCCAUCGUCAAGCUCAUGGGCUCGGACGGCCUCUUCGACUUUGUCGACAAAUAUGGCGUCCGCCUCCGCGACGAAUGGGACGAGAAGCUCGAGGGCUACGAGGGCUCGACUUGGGACUCUCUCGUCACCCGCAAGAACAAGUCCCUUGCCGUCGCCGACGCCAUCGACCUCCUCUCUGGCAUUCUUGUCUACGACCACGAGCACCGCCUCAACUGUGAGGACCAUGCCCGCCUGGCAGGCACCGUCGCUCACCGCCGCGGCAUCCCGCCCGAGGGCACAAACUCGGGCUCCUCCGACGAAGACUUUAUGGCCAUCUCGGACGGCGGCGCCCACAACUCGGUCCCGGCCGGAGCCACCCCGCUCACCGGCACCUCCCGCAACGGCUCCGACCUCUCCUCGUCCUCGGACGCCCAGCUGGGCUCGUCACGUUCGCCGGCAUGA
Thecamonas trahens ATCC 50062 is the source of this 1413-nucleotide messenger RNA. Its product is annotated as CMGC/CK2 protein kinase. NCBI's taxonomy places the organism in Eukaryota, Apusomonadida, Apusomonadidae. Bases 1 to 1413 code for a protein of 470 amino acids. Gene Ontology annotation, molecular function: protein serine/threonine kinase activity; ATP binding. Gene Ontology annotation, cellular component: nucleus; cytosol; protein kinase CK2 complex. The transcript has 2 exons. The record is from RefSeq and is a predicted model, not a curated record. Gene Ontology annotation, biological process: protein phosphorylation.